AUGCUGUAUGUAGCCAGAAACGUGGGCCGAAAAGUUUUAGACUGUGCUGAUUAUAAAACUAGAAAAAUGUCGGUGAGGUAUCUCAGCAAAUUAUUUAAUAAGAAUAAUGUACCAUUAAUUUCUCCAUUGAGGACUCAAAUCACAAGACUAAAGUCAGAUACAGUCAAAGGAGCUGUCAUCGGUAUUGAUUUGGGUACGACCAAUUCAUGUGUAGCUGUAAUGGAAGGAAAACAAGCCAAAGUAAUUGAAAAUUCAGAAGGAUCCAGAACAACGCCAUCAGUUGUUGCCUUUACAAAAGACAAUGAAAGAUUGGUUGGUAUGCCAGCCAAACGACAAGCUGUUACAAAUUCUGCAAAUACAUUUUAUGCAACUAAAAGAUUGAUCGGUAGAAAGUUUGUUGAUGCGGAAGUCAAAAAAGACAUGAAAACUUUGUCUUAUAAAGUAGUUAAAGCAUCGAAUGGUGAUGCUUGGAUACAAGGUAGUGAUGGAAAAGUAUACUCGCCAAGUCAAAUUGGAGCCUUUGUUUUAGUUAAAAUGAAGGAAACAGCGGAAGCUUAUUUAAAUACAACAGUUAAAAACGCUGUCGUAACAGUACCUGCAUAUUUUAAUGAUUCUCAAAGACAGGCUACAAAAGAUGCUGGACAAAUAGCAGGGCUAAACGUUCUAAGAGUUAUUAACGAACCUACAGCUGCAGCUUUAGCUUAUGGAAUGGAUAAAACUGAUGACAAAAUAAUAGCCGUUUACGACCUUGGAGGUGGAACAUUUGAUAUUUCAAUAUUGGAAAUUCAAAAAGGUGUUUUUGAAGUAAAAUCAACAAACGGAGACACAUUCCUCGGUGGUGAAGAUUUUGACAAUGUUUUAUUAAACUAUCUCGUUUCCGAAUUUAAAAAAGAGCAAGGUAUUGACGUAACAAAAGAUCCAAUGGCAGUUCAAAGAUUAAAGGAAGCCGCAGAAAAAGCCAAAAUCGAACUUUCAUCUUCUUUACAAACCGACAUUAAUCUUCCUUAUUUGACGAUGGAUUCUUCAGGACCGAAACACAUGAAUUUGAAAUUGUCUCGAUCAAAAUUUGAAUCUUUGGUCGAAUCGUUAAUUAAGAAAACAAUCAGUCCGUGUCAGAAAGCUUUACAAGAUGCCGAAGUUUCAAAAUCUGAUAUCGGUGAAGUUUUGUUGGUCGGAGGAAUGACUCGUAUGCCUAAGGUUCAAUCCACCGUACAAGAAAUAUUCGGAAGGCAACCGAGUAGAGCCGUUAAUCCAGAUGAAGCUGUUGCUGUCGGUGCAGCCGUUCAGGGUGGUGUUUUAGCCGGUGACGUCACAGAUGUUCUUUUGUUAGAUGUUACUCCAUUAUCGUUAGGUAUCGAAACAUUAGGUGGAGUUUUUACGAGACUGAUAUCAAGAAAUACAACAAUUCCAACCAAGAAAAGUCAAGUGUUUUCAACGGCUGCCGAUGGUCAAACUCAAGUCGAAAUUAAAGUACAUCAAGGAGAAAGAGAAAUGGCUUCUGACAAUAAAUUAUUGGGCCAGUUCACGCUAGUUGGAAUACCUCCUGCUCCGCGAGGAGUACCACAAAUUGAAGUUACAUUUGAUAUUGAUGCCAACGGGAUAGUUCACGUUUCGGCUAAAGAUAAAGGAACAGGAAAAGAACAGCAAAUUGUCAUUCAGUCAUCUGGAGGUCUUAGCAAAGAUGAAAUUGAAAACAUGGUUAAAAAUGCCGAACAGUUUGCGGCACAGGAUAAAGUUAAAAAAGAAAGAGUUGAAACUGUUAAUCAAGCCGAAGGAAUAAUUCACGAUACGGAAUCUAAAAUGGAAGAAUUCAAAGAUCAGUUACCAAAGGAAGAGUGCGAUAAAUUAAGGCAAGAAAUAGCUCAAGUAAGAGAAUUGUUAGAGAAAAAAGACGAAACGGAUCCGGAUGACAUAAGAAAAGCGACAUCGGCGUUGCAACAAGCUUCGUUAAAAUUAUUCGAAAUGGCGUACAAAAAGAUGGCAUCAGAAAGAGAGGGAAGUUCUUCAUCCGCGGGUAGCAGCUCAAAUUCCUCCGACCAAACAUCAGACGAUCAAAAAGAAGAAAAGAAAGAAGAGAAAAAUUAA
Molecule: messenger RNA, 2085 nt
Organism: Pediculus humanus corporis (human body louse)
Lineage: Eukaryota; Metazoa; Arthropoda; Insecta; Psocodea; Pediculidae
Product: Heat shock 70 kDa protein cognate, putative
Exons: 12
Coding region: 1-2085 (694 amino acids)
Biological process (GO): protein refolding; cellular response to unfolded protein
Cellular component (GO): mitochondrion; cytoplasm
Molecular function (GO): ATP binding; heat shock protein binding; ATP hydrolysis activity
Source: RefSeq, a predicted model, not a curated record